AUGCCACCAAUUCGCUCUGCAAACGCGCAGAAACUAGCCAAUCAAGAGGGCAAGAUCCUAUUAGCCCUUUCUGAUUUAGAAAAUGGCCGUAUCAAUUCUCUUCGCGCGGCGGCAAAGCUAUACGCUAUACCUCGCUCUACUCUGCAAGCGCGCGCUGAUGGCCGGCUGUCACGCGUUGAUAUACACCCAAAUGGGCGUAAGCUUACUGAAUUAGAAGAGGAUUCGCUUGUUCAAUGGAUUAUCUCUAUGGAUGAGCGUGGAGCAGCGCCUAGGAAGGCUACUGUACGCGAAAUGGCUAAUAUCCUACUAAGCGCGCGCGGUAGCCACAGGAGCCACCCUCCGCCUACCGUUGGUGUUAAUUGGUCAUCAAAAUUCAUCGACCGUCGCCCUGAGCUUCGCAUGCGAUCAUCAAUACGGCAUGACUACCAACGCGCACUAAAUGAAGACCCUAAACUGCUACGAGAGUGGUUUUCUACCGUACAACGCACUAUCGAUGAGAACGGAUUUGCAAUGGGCCUUAUAUCUACGCAGAAGGUUGUUACGCGGGCAGAAAUGUAUGGCAACGGCCGUCGCCUUCUUCAACCAGGAAAUCGCGAAUGGGUUACUGCGAUUGAGGCAAUUGGCGCUGAUGGCUAUUCGCUUCCGCCAUGCGUGAUUUUCAAAGCUAAGGUUGCCAUCGCUAGUUGGUUUGAUAAACUACCAAAAGACUGGCGAAUCGAGGUCUCUACCAAUGGCUGGACUAGUGAUGAGAUUAGCCUACGUUGGCUACAAAAGCUCUUUAUCCUAUCGACGAAUUCGCGCGUACGCGGUCGGUUUCGGCUAUUGAUUCUUGAUGGCCAUGGUAGCCACCUUACGCCCCAAUUCGACCGAAUCUGCGUAAUAAACGAUAUUAUACCUCUUUGUAUGCCUUCGUAUGCAUCGCAUCUACUCCAGCCACUAGAUGUUGGCUGUUUUGCAGUGGUUAAACGCGCAUACGGCCGCUUUAUAACCGAUCUUGCCCGCCGAGGAUAUAACCAUAUCGAUAAGCUCGAUUUCUUAGAUGACUACCAACGCGCGCGGCUAGAGGCCUUCCAAAAGCCAUUAACUAUUCAAAACAGCUUCGCAGCUAGUGGUUUAGUGCCAAUCGAUGCAGAAAGGGUCCUUUCAGGGCUAAAUAUCUCUCUACGAACGCCUACACCACCAAGCAGCCGGCCAAGCAGUAGAUCUAGCCAAUUCACACCAAAAACGCCUAAAACCAUCGCCCAGCUAUAUAAGCAAUCUUCAAUGCUUAAAGAUCUAAUUGACCGGCGGUCCCAAACGCCUACCCCCCUACUAACUCAGCUAGUAAAGGGGUGCGCGACGGUCAUGCAUAGCGCUGCUCUGCUUAGCCAGGAGAACGCCAAUCUACGCGCAGCCAACGAGAAGAAGCGCCAGAAACGCCAGCGGUCAACUAGGCAGAUACCCUGCGAAGAAGGUCUAACCGUUGAAGAGGGCCAAAGACUAGCUGAACAGCUAAAUCAGCCAGUGGAAGCUGAUGGGGUAGGAUCGCAUGGGCAGGGCGAAUUGCCUAAUCAGGCAAUUAAACCACCUACCAGGGCCCCGCCUAGGUGUAGUGGGUGUAGAGAGAUUGGCCACAGGAUUAAUGUAUGUAAAAACCGCUAUAUUUAG
This is a messenger RNA of Penicillium brasilianum, 1647 nucleotides long. The record is from the annotation of a GenBank genome assembly. NCBI's taxonomy places the organism in Eukaryota, Fungi, Ascomycota, Eurotiomycetes, Eurotiales, Aspergillaceae.